GAUAAGUACAGAUAUACGUCCUGCUUUUUUUUAUAUGUACCGUUAGCUGUUGUCUACAGUAUCUCAUUAAAUAUCAUGUAACUUUGUGUUUAGAUACCACUCAACAAAGUAGUGAUGGAUAUACGUCUUUAUGUCAAAGCUGUCGGCUUCUUCCUUUUGGCAGUGAUUGGAAUUCCGGGCAACAUGUAUAUUUUGUUCAAGUUUGCCAUUAUCAAAGUGACAGAAAAGAAGCUCUUGGCAACUAACUCUAUCCUGAUGGUUCUGGCAUUCAUGAAUCUGCUUAUUGUUUUUUCCCGCAUUAUCCUCCAAUUUCUCAAUGCCAUCGGAGUAGAAAAUUUUAUGGAUGACUCAAAGUGCAAAUUCUUUGUCUACACCUAUAGAGUGAGCAGAGCAAUGUCCAUUUGCACCACCAGUUUGCUCAGCUGUUAUCAGUGUAUCAUCAUUGCUCCGCAAACUAAAAUCUGGGUAUAUCUGAAGCAAAAGGCGACACAGAACGUAUUGCUAGUAACUGCAGCCAUUCUGCUGCUCAACCUCAUACUCUACCCCACUAGCAUUAUAUAUGCUAUAGUGAAAAAAAAUUCUACAACCUCACCACAUACACUGCGUUUAGUUUACUGCGACAUGGACUAUCUGACAUAUGAGACUUACAUAAUUAAUGGGGCGAUUUUUGCCUCUAGGGAUUUCCUGUUUGUUGGGCUUAUGACUGUAGCAAGCAUUUAUAUUGUUUAUGUUUUGCUUUGCCAUGAGAAAUCUAUCAAAGGCAAAAGGAGCACAGACCGAGCUCCUGGAAAAUCAGUGGAAUACAAAGCUUCAAGAGCUGUUAUUAUGUUAGUUAUGCUCUAUGUUAUAUUGUUUGGAUUUGACAACUCCAUGUGGAUCUAUACAUUGACUCUCUCCAAUGUGACUCCUGAUAUGAAUGAUGCCAGGAUUGUGCUGGCCUGCUCCUACUCUGCUCUGAGCCCUAUUGUAAUAAUUGCCACCAACCCCAAAUUACAGCAACUGUUUACAUUUUUAAAGAGGAGAAAGUUUUUCUGGCAUAGAAAUGCUCAAGAAAAAGAUAUUCAUGUAAACUGCAUUGAUAAAUAAGUGCUUUUUGAAUUAAGGCUGUACAAACACUUGAUGAUUCUAAACACUGUACUUUACAGAAUAUACUGGAUAUAUGUUCUGUGUUUUUUAGAGCACACUGUUCUGUACAUGAACUUAGAAAAUGUUACUUCAUACACAAACCAAUAUGAUACAUAGGGAG
Molecule: messenger RNA, 1246 nt
Organism: Xenopus laevis (African clawed frog)
Lineage: Eukaryota; Metazoa; Chordata; Amphibia; Anura; Pipidae
Product: olfactory receptor class A-like protein 1
Exons: 1
Coding region: 115-1086 (323 amino acids)
Source: RefSeq, a predicted model, not a curated record